AUGAAGAUCAACGGCUACGUUCGGCUGUUGGCCCUAGGCGUCUGCGUGGCUUGCGCUUUGCAUGACGUGUACGCCAAAGCCACCGGAAGUGUCACGGCCGUCGACAGCGGUCCGGCGGACGCGUUGUCCAGAGACCGCCGGUUCGUCGUGGUCAACGGCGAAGGUGUGCCCGAAUACCCGGACGUAGACGACGGCGACGACGACGGCGGCGGCUACGACUACGACGGCGGCUAUUACCCGGACUUGGACCACGACUUGGACGACGACGAUGACUUGGACUUGGACGACUACGACCACGACCACGGUCACCGCUAUUGGUGGUACCAUUACUAUCACCAUCAUCACCACGACGGGCCCACGUUGCCGUUCCCGCUGUUCCCGCCGUUCCGCCGUCACCUCCACCGGCACAGGCGACCGGUGCCGGGCUGCGACCAGUGGCCGUUCGAGUGCCGCAACAGGUUAGAAGUGAUCCAAUGGCUUCAGUGUUACUACGAGUUCGUCGGAGGACCUCACGAAAACGUUUACCACGACACGGGUCACGGCACGGUCGUCCACACGUUUUGAGUAGAGCAUAGACAAGUUUCCCGGCUGGAGCGAUUGGUGUAAAGAAUGGUGCUCGAUGGUAAGGGCCUACAAUCAAAAAGCGGAAAGCGAUUCUUUAACACGGCUAUGAUAGAACUUAAUAUGAUAAUGUAUGAAAAUAAUACACGCAUGGCAUACACUCUAGACAUUAAAGUGCA
Molecule: messenger RNA, 740 nt
Organism: Adelges cooleyi (spruce gall adelgid)
Lineage: Eukaryota; Metazoa; Arthropoda; Insecta; Hemiptera; Adelgidae
Exons: 4
Coding region: 1-564 (187 amino acids)
Source: RefSeq, a predicted model, not a curated record